Molecule: messenger RNA, 4123 nt
Organism: Adelges cooleyi (spruce gall adelgid)
Lineage: Eukaryota; Metazoa; Arthropoda; Insecta; Hemiptera; Adelgidae
Biological process (GO): proteolysis
Molecular function (GO): serine-type endopeptidase activity
Source: RefSeq, a predicted model, not a curated record
UCCCAGGUCAGUCUGUGAUCAUUGGAGAAAGUGUAUUACGUCCGUCCAAGUGAAGAGACCACUAAUACAGCCGGUCCAACAAACAGUCUUUGCCGACACUGUUCCGGCACAUUUCAUCUGCUUACCUCGUACUGCUGACAAAGCUACAAGAUGAAAUUUUUACUGACGGGCUCGUUCCUGUUCGUUGCGUUUGCGGUGUUUGUGACCGCAGAGGAAUGGUCGUGGAGCAAGGAUAAGAGUAAGGAUCAAGCAGCUAAACCAACGGCGGGACCAAAUAGCGCAAGCGACCGUGAAAGUAAAUCUAUAGAUUCCUAUUCGGAGGUCAACGACGCCAGCCAAGAAGGCGGUACUUCGAUUUCGGGAUCUUUAAACGACACCCAAUCUAGGCACGCCAUCAGAGAUAGACUCUGUGGUUUGGGUCUUAUGGAGUGCGAUGAUGAAGAUUUGGUCGAACCAAAACGUAACAUCGCGCCUCAAGAAUUAAUCUACGCCCAACCGGUGCAGCUAAAACCGGUGGGGCGACCCAUCGCCGCCGUUCCGCUCAAAACAGCGGGAUCUCCGCUGUCCGUGGGAUAUGGUCCUCCACGUCCGGUGCCGUUCCCGUCCGGCGGUCCGUCUUAUGGUGGCCCAGGACCUUCUUACGGGGGUCCAGGAUCGUCUUACGGAGGUCCGGGAUCGUCUUACGGCGGUCCGGGAUCGUCGUACGGAAGUCCCAUACGUUCCAGCCGACCGGGGCCUUCUUACGGCACUCCCAAUAGACCACCACCGCAAGUGUUCGAGUCCGAAGCGGCCGAAUCAUUUAGACCAGUACAACCGGCAGUUAGUAUACCGUCUGCGGGUUUACCGGUCGGCGGAGUCCAACAGCACGUGCACCAUCAUUUCCACCACGGCGAAGGCGGCGACAACGUUAAAGCACCGGGAACAAUCGACACGGCUGGACUAGGUCCAAUCGGUGCCGGUGCCGGACCGUUGUACGGAAGCGAAGGAUCCCUUUACGGCCCGAGCAGCCUUAACAGUUACGGAGGCAAUUUCGAAAACUACGAAACUCCCGGGCCUUUCUAUAAGAAACAACUCAACCUCAAGCAGCCUUCAAAUUCUCUGGCCGGAGCGUACACUAACGAAAGAUACCCGUCCUACGAGAGUCCCAGAGCCGACAAUUAUGGUUGCUAUUGCGUGCCGUACGACCAGUGUUUACCCCACGAGGUGGCCAGGAAAGAAGACGGAAUCGCGGGCAUCGAUCCGAGAAAUCUGGGCAAGACCGAUAUCGAGGCGAUCGGUUUGGACGAGGUUGUGAUCACCGACGGUAACGGCACAAUCGUGUCGCAUCACAAGGUCAACGACAAAGAAGAGGACAAGGCGAAAACCCGUAGGCGUAGGGAAGUAGCCACCCAAGACAACCAGAACGCACAAGCGCGGAAACUCGGGGGUCUGUUCGGAGGAGGAGGCGGUGGAGGAGGCGGUGGCGCCGUGAACGAGGAUGCCGAUGACGUCGGGAGUUCCGGUGUUAAAAUCCGGCCAACGUUCGGGGUGUCUUUUGGGCUGCCAUCGGGCGGCGGCGGUGGUUAUCCCAUUAGUCCAUACGGGCCUAACCCUUCGAUCAACCCUUACGGUAACUCGCUGGGAGGCGGCAACGGCCUUAACUUGGGCCUGGUCAGCGUGAACCCCUUGCUGUCUCUGCAAGUCACCAAAGACGACUACGGCGAGAAAAUCGUUAAGCCGUGGGUGAACUUGCACGUGACGCCCAACGCCGGUUUGGUCAACAAGGUCGGCCACAUAGUGCACAAACUAAAAUCGCCACAUUACGGUUACGGCCACGAAUACCCUCCGUCGUUCUUGCACCAACACAAUCACUAUCAUUCGCCACCUCCGUCGUACUACCCGGCGAGCAGUCCGUCGUUUUACGGUCCGCCUAAACCGUUCUACCACUCGAAACCGCCGCCGUCUUACGGCGGUGGCUAUGGAGGCGGUUACGGUUAUGGAGGUGGUUACGCGCCCGAGUACCAGUCGUACCGCGAAGAUUAUGACGACCAAGACGGUUACGGCGGACCCGUCGGUGGUUAUGGUGGCCCACCCGGUGGUUACGGUCCCGGCGGGUACGGAUCAACCGGGAUAGGCGAUUACGGCCAUGCGGACGACUACGACUCGGGUCCUUAUUAUAGGAGUUCAAAUAUAAGUGUUCCGGCCAGUAAUAGUAAUAAUUAUAAUAACGAACCACCGUCGCCGGCCGAUAGUGCCAAAAGUGUGAAAUUCCCCAACGACCGCCAGUCCUCCGGUCCCGUUAAGUUCGUAGGCAGCCAACGUCAAAAGAGAGACGUGGACGAGCGUCAAGCGUCGUACUCGGCUAACGGACGUUGUGGACCCAGACAAGUGUGUUGUAGACGUCCACCGGCACCGCCAGCAGGUCCUUUGUACUCUGGCGCGGCUUCCAAUCAAGUAGGUUACAGCGGUCAGUGUGGCAAGAGGAACACGCAAGGCAUCACCGGCAGGAUCAAGACGCCUUCGUACGUGGACGGAGACAGUGAAUUCGGCGAAUACCCGUGGCAAGUGGCUAUCCUCAAGAAAGAUCCACAAGAAAGCGUAUACGUGUGCGGAGGUGCUCUGAUCGACGCCUUCCACAUUCUGACGGCCGCUCAUUGCGUUAAAUCAUACAAAUACGAAGACUUGCGAGUAAGGUUGGGCGAAUGGGAUGUCAACCACGACGUGGAGUUCUACCCUUACGUCGAAGAAGACUUGGCCGACAUGUUCGUUAACCGAGAAUUUUACGCCGGUACGCUGUACAACGACAUCGCCUUACUGAGGAUGGCGAAACCGGUCGACUUUGCUCGCAACCCUCACAUAAGCCCUGUGUGCUUGCCCGAUGCUUACACAGAUUUUUCGGGACAGCGUUGCUGGACUACCGGUUGGGGUAAAGACGCUUUUGGCGAUUUCGGAAAAUACCAAAACAUACUCAAGGAAGUCGACGUUCCGGUGAUAUCUCAUCCACAGUGUCAAUCGCAACUGCAACAGACCCGUCUGGGCUACGAUUUCAAACUGCACAACGGUUUCUUAUGCGCCGGCGGAGAAGAAGGCAAAGACGCCUGCAAGGGUGAUGGCGGUGGUCCGUUGGUGUGCGAACGAGACGGUGUAUGGAACCUUGCUGGUAUAGUGAGUUGGGGCGUUGGCUGUGGUCAAUACGGCGUGCCCGGUGUCUACGUUAAGGUCUCCCAUUACCUUCCUUGGAUCAGACAGUUCUUACAGAAAUAUUAGAAGUCCCGUCGCGACGCAACUCUAUUUAUUUUUUUACACCUUAAACGUGAACUAUUAUUAUUAUUAUUAUUAUUAUUUGAGAUAUUUUAUGAAUUUUAUGUAUUUUAUACAUUUUAAAUUUACCAUACACUUUUGUCGAUCCUUCGCAAACUUGUGCAGUACGAAACGUUUCGGUCCGUUGACCGUAUAUCGACGUGAGUAUAAUUUAUAAUGUAAGCAGAAUGAUUUUUGAAUAUUUACGCCAGCCAAUUUCGUUUUUCGGUAAUUAUUUAUUAAACGCAAGACAUGUACAUGUAUACUUACUUAUAAUAUGUUUGCACCGAAUUAUUUAAGUAGUUUGCUUUGAACGAUAUCGUACUCGACAAGAUUGAGAAGACUGAAAGGCGUAUAAAUAUUUUGUUUUUUUUUUUGUUUCCAAUACUCUCAAAAACGAUUGUAUUGGAAUAAUAUUGAGUGUAUGUAUUUUUUUUUUUAAACUUUUGUAGCUAGAAAGUUUUUUUUUAUUUCUAUAAAAUCUAUGUAAUUUUCGUGCCACAACGGUAGUAUAAGUAGAAAUAGUGAUAUUUUUUUUUUGUUACAAGCUUUUGUCAUGUCGUCCAUAUUUAUUUAAUCAAAUAUGGAUUUAAAAUAGACAAAAUAAAAAAAAACAGAUUUGUAAAUAAAACCAUUAAGCUUUAAUGACGUUAGGGUCAAAUUUACUGUAGGAUACCUACGCAUUAUGAUUAUAUAAUAUUACUAACUAACAACUGUAAGAAAACAAAACAUAAUUUACAUUAUAAGUGAGUAUUGUACCUAUUUGAUAAUAAGAUUAUGUAAUGUUUGUUCCAUGUAUUUCCAUUAAAUUAUUAUUUUUAUUAUUUGUACGCGUUUAAUAUAU